AAUGGUAGUUGUAGGCUUCCUUUUGGACCCAAGUUGAUGGAGAUGCUCUCUGAGGUCCUUCUUGCCACAGACCUUGGACCCCCGAGACAGGAUCCAGCAUCCUGACUUCCACAGUUUCAAAUCCCAGACCCAAGUUCCCAACUUGAUGCUAAUUAUGUUCUGCCGGGAAGCGGGGGAGGCCCAGCUCCGGCCUCCAGGGAUGGACCUCGUGGACCCUGACAUCUUUAAUAAGGACCCUCGGGAUCACUAUGAUCUGCUGCAGCGGCUGGGUGGUGGCACCUACGGGGAAGUCUUCAAGGCUCGUGACAAGGUGUCUAAGGACGUGGUGGCAUUGAAGAUGGUGAAGAUGGAGCCUGAUGACGAUGUCUCCACCCUUCAAAAGGAGAUCCUCAUGUUGAAAACUUGCCGGCAUGCCAACAUCGUGGCUUACCAUGGCAGUUACCUCUGGAUGCAGAAGCUCUGGAUCUGCAUGGAAUUCUGUGGGGCUGGCUCUCUGCAGGACAUCUACCAAGUGACUGGCUCCCUGACUGAGCUCCAAAUUGGCUAUGUAUGCCGGGAAGUGCUGCAGGGAUUGGCCUAUCUCCAUUCACAGAAGAAAAUACAUCGAGAUAUCAAGGGAGCCAACAUCCUCAUCAAUGAUGCUGGGGAGGUUAAACUAGCUGACUUUGGGAUCUCUGCCCAGAUCGGGGCGACAUUGGCCAGACGCCUCUCUUUCAUUGGGACACCAUACUGGAUGGCUCCAGAGGUGGCAGCUGUGGCCCUGAAGGGUGGAUACAACGAGCUGUGUGACAUCUGGUCUCUUGGAAUUACGGCCAUUGAGCUGGCUGAGCUACAGCCUCCACUUUUUGACGUGCACCCUCUCAGAGUUCUCUUCCUCAUGACAAAGAGUGGCUACCAGCCUCCAAGGCUAAAGGAAAAGGGCAGAUGGUCAGCUGCCUUCCAUAACUUUGUCAAAGUCACCCUCACCAAGAGCCCCAAGAAACGACCUGGUGCCACCAAGAUGCUCAGUCAUCAGUUGGUGUCCCAGCCUGGGCUGAAUAGAGGCCUCAUCCUGGAUCUUCUUGACAAACUGAGGAAUCCUGGGAAGGGGCCGCCUGUGGGUGAGAUUGAAGAUGAGGAGCCUGAGCUACCCCCUGCCAUCCCUCGGCGGAUCAGAUCUACCCACCGGGCCAGCUCACUGGGGAUCCCAGAUGCAGAUUGCUGCCGGCGACACAUGGAGUUCCGGAGGCUCAGAGGCAUUGAGCCCAGACCCCCACCUGACACAGUUCACUUACAGCCCCCUGGAGACUUUAGGAGCACCAGUCCCAGGAGCCAACCGUCAGAAUCCGAUGAUGACUAUGAUGAUGUGGACAUCCCUGCCCCUGCAGAAGACACACCUCCCCCAUUGCCCCCCAAGCCCAAGCUCCGCUCUCCAUCAGAGGAUGGUCCUGGAGGCAUAGGAGACGAUGGACAACUGAGCCCAGGAGUGCUGGUCCGGUGUGCCAGUGGGCCUCCUCCACGCAUCCCCCGUCCUGGGCCACCCCCAGCCACCCACAGCCCCAACCUCUCAGCCCACUCAGAACCCUCCCUGUGGAGUCCAACUGUUCCGGAGCCUGGCCAGCCCCCACUGCUUCCCCCUAAGAAGGAAAAGAUGAGGAGAAAGAUGGAGAAAGUGAGGCACAGAGAGGGAUGUGCCCUUCUCGUGAAGUUAUUCAAUGGCUGCCCCCUCCGGAUACACAGUACGGCUUCCUGGACACACCCAUCCACUAAAGACCAGCACCUGCUUCUGGGCGCAGAGGAAGGUAUUUUCGGAUUGAACCGGAAUGACCAGGAAGCCACGCUAGAGAUGCUCUUUCCUAGCCGGACGACCUGGGUAUACUGCAUCAACAACCUCCUCAUGUCCCUCUCAGGAAAGACUCCCCACCUGUAUUCACAUAGCAUCCUGGGUCUGCUGGAACGGAAAGAAACCAGGACAGGAGGUCCCAUACCUCACAUUAGCCCUCACAGGCUACUGGCAAGAAAGAACAUGGUCUCCACCAAGAUCCAGGACACCAAAGGCUGCCGGGCUUGCUGUGUGGCCGAGAGUGCUGGCUCUGGGGGCCCUUUCCUGUGCGGGGCUUUGGAGACAUCAGUAGCACUGUACCAGUGGUACCAGCCCAUGAACAAAUUCCUUCUUGUCCGGCAGGUGCUGUUCCCGCUGCCUACGCCGCUCCCGGUGUUCGAGCUUUUGACGGCGCCAGGCUCGGAGCUGCCGGCCGUGUGCAUAGGCGUGAGCCCCGGGCCUGCGGCACGCUCGGUGCUCCUCCACACCGUGCGCUUCGGCGCGCUGUCCUGCUGGCUGGACGACCCCAGCACUGACCACAAGGGACCAGUGCAAGUGACUCAGGUGAAAGAAGACAUGGUGAUGGUGUUGAUGGACGGCUCUCUGAAGCUAGUGACCCCAGAGGGGGCCCCAGCUCGGGGGCUUCGCACCUCUGAGAUCCCCAUGACGGAAGUGGUGGAGGCUGUGGCUAUGGUUGGGGAUCGACUCCAGGCUUUCUGGAAGCAUGGCGUGCAGGUGUGGGCUCCAGGCUCCGACCAGCUGCUACAGGAGCUGAGAGACCCCACCCUCACCUUCCGUCUGCUUGGCUCCCCCAGGCCUGUAGUGGUGGAGACACGGCCCACGGAUGACCCCAAUGCCCCCAGCAACCUCUACAUCCAGGAAUGAGCCCCUGGGGGGCGUGGCAUGAGGAACGGGCUCCCACAGAACCCCUCUCUAACAGACACACUAGUGGUCACAGCAUGCCUUUGUCUUCCAAUAAACAUGACUUCAGUCUC
Messenger RNA from Nannospalax galili (Upper Galilee mountains blind mole rat), 2796 nucleotides. It is a transcript of the gene Map4k1, whose product is annotated as mitogen-activated protein kinase kinase kinase kinase 1. Bases 146 to 2686 code for a protein of 846 amino acids. The transcript is spliced from 33 exons. Gene Ontology annotation, molecular function: MAP kinase kinase kinase kinase activity; ATP binding. The record is from RefSeq and is a predicted model, not a curated record. Gene Ontology annotation, biological process: protein phosphorylation. NCBI's taxonomy places the organism in Eukaryota, Metazoa, Chordata, Mammalia, Rodentia, Spalacidae.